This is a messenger RNA of Pantherophis guttatus, 3882 nucleotides long. Lineage: Eukaryota; Metazoa; Chordata; Lepidosauria; Squamata; Colubridae. The record is from RefSeq and is a predicted model, not a curated record.
UCCACCCCUUCGCGCAGAUAGACAAAGGCUCAGCGCCUCUCUUCGGAUGGGACAGGGAAGGAAUUGUGCAGGCGCCGUCAACCGGGCCGCUUAUCGCCUCGCCGUCGCCUCACCUCGGGAGCCCGGACCCACCUGGCGCGGCAGAGUUCUGCCCUGAUUAUACCUAUUGCUUCAUUCUUUCCUAUUCUUGAAAAUGAAAAGAAUGAUUUUAUAUUUCCUUUUGCUGGUUGGACUUUUUCCUGUUUCAGCCAGGGAACGACAGCUUCGAAGAAUAUCUUUAAGUCAAAGAAAUGAUGCUACUUUUCUUGAAAAUGCUUGCAGUAAUAAACGUCUUGACCUUGUGUUCAUCAUUGAUAGCUCUCGGAGUGUUCGCCCUUACGACUUUGAAAAAGUGAAAGAAUUUAUCUUAACCAUCCUGCAGUUUUUGGACAUUAGUCCCGAUAACACUAGAGUGGGAUUAAUCCAAUAUGCCAGCACAGUCAAAAAUGAAUUUUCACUGAAGACUUUUAAGAAGAAACAGGAUGUAGAGAGAGCAGUGAAAAGGAUGAUGUAUCUUGCCACUGGAACCAUGACAGGAUUAGCUAUUCAGUAUGCAAUGAACAUUGCAUUUUCAGAAUCUGAAGGGGCUCGGCCACUCAGAGAGAAUGUACCUAGAGUUAUCAUGAUAGUGACAGAUGGGAGACCACAGGAUCCAGUUGCAGAAAUUGCAGCAAAAACCCGAAAUUCAGGAAUCCUAAUAUUUGCUAUUGGAGUGGGAAGGGUAGAUAUGAACACACUAAAGUCAAUCGGGAGUGAACCUUAUGAAGAACAUGUUUUUCUGGUUGCAAACUUCAGCCAAAUUGAAUCACUGACUUCUGUGUUCCAAACUAAAAUCUGUGUCCAGCAUAUGUGUAGUAUAGCUCAACAUGGUUGUGACCAUUUCUGCAUCAACAUUCCUGGCUCUUAUGUAUGUAAAUGUAAACAUGGAUAUAUUCUGGACUUAGAUCGGAGAAGCUGUAGCAUCCAGGAUCUAUGUGAGACUGAAAAGCAUGAAUGUGAACACAUAUGUGUAAAUACACCUGGAUCCUAUGUCUGCCAAUGUUAUGAUGGCUAUGAACUUGAAGAAGAUGGGAAGAAUUGUUUUAUUGUGGACUAUUGUGCUUUAAAUAACCAAGGCUGUCAACAUGAAUGUAUCAAUACUGAAGAUUCUUAUUAUUGCCAGUGCCAUAUUGGGUUUGUUCUAAAUCCAGACAAAAAAACUUGCAAACGACCAGACCAUUGUGCUUUGAAAAAUCAUGACUGUCAGCAGAAAUGUGUCAAUACAGAUGAAUCCUACUUUUGCCAAUGCAACCAAGGAUUUACUCUUAAUCCGGAUAAGAGAACGUGCAAAAGAAUAAAUAUCUGCAGUUUAGGUAAACAUGGCUGCCAGCAUGAAUGUGUUAGCACUGAAGAAUCAUAUAUGUGCAAAUGUCAAACUGGAUACAUUCUAAACCAUGAUGGUAAAACAUGCAGAAGAAUAGAUCAUUGUGCUGAGUUCAAUCAUGGGUGUGAACAGCUCUGUCUAAAUACCAGAGAAUCCUACAUUUGCCAGUGCUCUGAAGGAUUCAUCAUUAAUGAGGAUCUGAAAACUUGUUCACGAGCAGAUUAUUGUUUGCUGAAUGACCAUGGCUGCGAACAUUUAUGUGCGAACACUGGAACAUCUUACAUUUGCCAGUGCAUUGAAGGAUAUGUGCUUCAGAGUGAUGGGAAAGCCUGCAAACGUACAGAUCUUUGUAAGCUGGUGGACCAUGGAUGUGAGCAACUUUGUGACAGUGAUGGUGAAUCAUAUGUCUGCAAGUGUCAUGAAGGAUUCAAACUAAACAAGGAUAGAAGAACCUGCAGAAAUCAAGAUGUCUGCAAGUCCAUUGACCAUGGGUGUGAACAUAUCUGUGUUAAUAUUAAUGAUUCAUAUGCCUGUGAAUGCCAUGAAGGAUUUAUUUUAUGGAAUGAUGGGAAAACAUGCAAAAGAUGUAAUGAAGGCCCAAUUGAUCUGGUAUUUGUGAUAGAUGGAUCAAAAAGUCUAGGAGAAAAUAACUUUGAAAUUGUCAAGGAAUUUGUCUUGGGAAUUUUGGACUCUCUUACAAUAUCUCCCAAAGCUGCACAUAUUGGUUUGUUGCAAUAUUCCAGCCAUGUUCGCACAGAAUUCACACUGAAACAAUUCAACACAGCCAAAGAUAUGAAGAAAGCAGUGACACAAAUGAAAUACAUGGGGAAAGGCUCCAUGACCGGGCUUGCGCUGAAACAGAUGACUGAGAGAAGCUUUACUGAAGCAGAGGGAGCCAGGCGCAUCUCAGCAAAUAUUCCCAGGGUGUCAGUUGUGUUUACAGAUGGACGUGCCCAAGAUGAUGCUUCUGAAUGGGCAGCUAAAGCAAAACAAAGUGGAAUCACUAUAUAUGCUGUUGGAAUAGGGAAAUCGAUUGAGGAAGAAUUACGAGCAAUUGCUUCUGAACCUGUUGAAAAACAUAUUUUUUAUGCUGAGGAAUUUAAGGCCAUGGAAGAGAUCACUGAAAAACUGCAGAAAAGAAUCUGUGAAGAUCUAAAGAAUUACCAGGAAACAACAAAUCGGCUUCAUUCAAUGAAUUUACUUUCUGAAGAACCUGAAGCAUCUACCUUAGCAAUCACAGAUGUUCUUUCCUGUUCCAAUUUUGCUGUGCAUCAUAAAUAUCUUUUUAAAGAAAAGCAGUUAUGGACAAAAGCUUCAGCAAAUCCUUCAGAUGACAAGAAAAACCUAUGCAAAUGUGAGAAUCUUACAAAUUUCCAGAAUUUCGCAACUACUGAAUUUAGGAAACUAAUUCAGCAACUGGAAGAAAUGUCAAAAAGAAUAGAAGCACUGGAAAAUCGAUUAAGAUACUAAUAAAAUGACCUUAGCAGCAAUAUACCUUUGUUGGAUAUUUACACACAAGAAAAUGUAUCAAAGUGUAGGUAGGUACGUGCACAAAAAAGGAGAAUUUAUAACUUCAGUAAUUUAGAGUACUGUAAUAGUGUAUUUUUGCAUUGACUAAGAUAAAAUUACAAACUUUUUAAAAAACUGUAUUUUUUCAAUUGAGAAGCUAUAUAUUGUAAAAUAUUAGUGCAGUUUCCCCCAAAAUGACAUCCUCUGAUAAUAAGCCCAAUCGGGCUUUUGAGCGCAUGGCAAUAAGGCCAAGCACUUAUUUCAGGGUUCAAACAAAUAUAACAGUGUCUUAUUUUCAGGGAAACACGGUAUAAAAGGCGAUUUUUACUAUUUAGAAAUCUGGAAAGGCCAAAUAUUGUUCACUAUUCAUUGUAAUAAUGUACUGACUGGACGCACUCAAGUGUUAUGUUACAAUGGUUUCCUGUGCUUCUCAUGCAGCGGUAAUGCCAAUAUCUGCAGUAAUAACAAGUAAUUUCUCUGUGCUUAAACUCUUUCUAUAGCCAACACUUCUCAUAAGUGAUUGAUUCUAAGAAUUUGAGAAGUAGUAACCAACAUAUUUAAGGCGCACUCCCUAUGUUCAUAUUAACCACUAAGUAUUUAUAUGUGGGAUAGGGUUUGGGGAUAUAAUGUAUAAAAUGUUAUUUUAUUGCUAGAAUUAUAUACCAAAAUUUUGAAUAUCUUCAUUUUAUAAAAAAAAAAAAUUCUCAAACAUAUGUAUCACACAAGUAUUCGAUGUGUUGGCCAACGGAUACUUGCAGGAAUGGUAGCCAUCAUAUGGGAAAAUUAAUUCAUUCCAGAAUGAAUUAUAGUAUUAUUAUUUCAGAACAAAUUAAGAAGUGCCUUAGCUGAAUUAUGCCAAAAAUAAAUUAUGUCCAAUAACCUUUUCCCACCAUCUAUUGUUUUUCUUUCAGUUGUUCAUAAGCUAUUCUGUUUGGCUUUCUUGCUCUAAAUAAAAGGCUGAAUUUGCUUAA